AUCUUCUACCCCGCCGCUUCCACCUGGACGUGGCUAGCAUUUGUCUUCAGCUCGGUGGUCUACGGCACCAGCUACCGGUCCAUGAACUCCAUGGCAAAGCCGUCUUUCACAGACGAUGGCAGCCUUGCCGACGGGGGAAUUGACCUGAAUAUGGAGCAGGGGAUGGCAGAGCACCUCAAGGAUGUGAUCCUGCUGACAGCCAUUGUCCAAGUGCUGAGCUGCUUCUCACUCUACGUCUGGUACUUCUGGCUCUUGGCUCCGGGGCGUGCUCUCUACCUCCUGUGGGUGAACAUCCUGGGACCCUGGUUGACAGCCGACUCUUCGCCCGCCGGUCAGGAACCGAACGAGAAGAAGCAACGCCGCCAAGAACGCCGCCAGAUGAAGCGCUUCUAGCCCCGGCUGGGCUGACAGAUGAACGCCGUCUCUCAUCUCCGUGCUGUUAGUUCAUCCGGGGUGCGACCGAAACCAACCCGAACCCAUCGCAGUAGCUUUGUUGCCCUCAGUCGUUGCUGCCAUUCCGCUAGAAAGGCCGCAAGAGACUUCCCUUGGCUGGCUCUUAGCGCUAGUCGAGGCCUUGCUCCUUGGGAUGACAAGGGGAGUGAUGCUGGGGGGGGUGUAAAUACCUUUUUAAGCAGCGCUGUGUCACGGUUGAGGUUGGGGAUCGCGGCGUUGGAAGAAACGGUGCAUUAAAGAGCAGCGUAUU
Messenger RNA from Eurypyga helias (sunbittern), 703 nucleotides. It is a transcript of the gene TMEM208, whose product is annotated as transmembrane protein 208. The transcript has 4 exons. Gene Ontology annotation, cellular component: intracellular membrane-bounded organelle. The record is from RefSeq and is a predicted model, not a curated record. Bases 82 to 393 code for a protein of 103 amino acids. Lineage: Eukaryota; Metazoa; Chordata; Aves; Eurypygiformes; Eurypygidae. Gene Ontology annotation, biological process: vacuolar protein processing.